AUGAAACCCGCCAUCCUUGCCGUGGCCGCUGGCACGCUUCUCGCCGGCAGCAUCACCGCCGCUCCUGUCACCACAGUCCCCGUGCCCGGCGUACCCCAAGACUGCCAUCCCACAGCCAGCGACCCCAACGCCUUCACCUACGAGAAGAUGGGCCAGAUCGCGCACAGGACCGCGAGACCCGUGCCGCACGAUCUGCUGCGGCACAAGAACGAGAGCGAGGCGACGGAGCCGCGCAACAGCAAGGUGCGGGAGAUGAGCACCGACGAGGAACCCCGCGCGCUACACGAGGGGGCGCCCGCGCCCAAGAUGAAGCGCGGCAUAUUUGAGACGCUAGCCAAGCUUUGCAAAGGCAUGGGGGGAAAACUCCAUGCUCCGUCCUGCAGCGUGUGGAAGCCGUGGUUCUACUCGAGCAAGCAGUAUGAGACCAAGCCGCCCUACAAAGAGAUCACGCCGGAGUUUAAGACGGCGUGGAAGGACAGCGAAAAACGCCAAGGCCUGAGGUGGAAGAACCUGUCCAAAGCAGGCAUGCGGGAGAUCAAGAACCGAAAACCGCCGACGCUGGCGCCAGGAACGGCUCUCCCAAAUGAGCUUUCCCCGCCUCUCUCCCCAGAAGAGAUAGCUAGUUUUGAUGAGUAG
Verticillium alfalfae VaMs.102 is the source of this 636-nucleotide messenger RNA. RefSeq lists its product with no specific name. The transcript is spliced from 2 exons. Lineage: Eukaryota; Fungi; Ascomycota; Sordariomycetes; Glomerellales; Plectosphaerellaceae. The record is from RefSeq and is a predicted model, not a curated record. Bases 1 to 636 code for a protein of 211 amino acids.